This is a messenger RNA of Acipenser ruthenus (sterlet), 11177 nucleotides long. Its product is annotated as chromodomain-helicase-DNA-binding protein 2-like. Gene Ontology annotation, molecular function: chromatin binding; histone binding; ATP hydrolysis activity. Lineage: Eukaryota; Metazoa; Chordata; Actinopteri; Acipenseriformes; Acipenseridae. Bases 3279 to 8711 code for a protein of 1810 amino acids. Gene Ontology annotation, biological process: nucleosome organization; regulation of transcription by RNA polymerase II. The record is from RefSeq and is a predicted model, not a curated record. Gene Ontology annotation, cellular component: chromatin; nucleus. The transcript has 43 exons.
AGACGCCCUUAUUCAGGGCGAAUUACAAUCGUAAGCAAAAACAUUUCAAGUGUUACAAUACAAGUAAUACAAUAAGAGCAAACCACAAUUCAAUAAUACAGCAGGUAAUAGUGAUAGUUACAUCAGGAUAUGAUUAAAUAGUGAUAGUUACAUCAGGAUGUGAUUAAAUACAAAGUACUACAGGUUAAAAACUUGGCAGAUUACAGUAUUCUGAAGUACAGGAUUAAAUGCAGUAAAAUAGGGGCUGAUAAGAGCAAAAUAAAGCACGAAGACAAUAUAAUUGUUCGUUAUUCCGUCGUAGGGUCCUUAUUUAUUAAUUCUGACUAUGGGUCGGUUACAAAUAUAAAAAAGCAAGUACGCUAUUUUCUGCGCAGGUAAAAAAAAAACAAACAAAAAAAAAAACAUAAUAUAAAUGAAAACAAUAAUCAUGAGAAGCCGAGUUGACGUUUUCGACGGUAUAGCCAAUCACUAGAGUGAUGGAGGGGGAGCUACCCAGCGUGCCUGUGUGCUGGAGGAAGUUGUGUUGGGUUAUACAUUAAAGAGAAGGGCAGCCCGUGUUGCUGAGACUAGCAGAACAAGCUGAGGCAGGAGGGAGGACGGGCGUAGCAGACAGGCUCUCGCACACCCAUAGCACAAAAUGGCAGGGACAAAAAAGAACGAAAAAACGACUAGAUCCAGCGGGGAAACAAACGGUGCAGAGCACGGGGAAGAAGGAAGAAACAUUUCAGCCAAGUUAGGGACUCAUUUCAAGCAAUGGGAGGAAGACAAGAGAUGAAUGCCACCUUCUAGCUGAUUUGGCACGUUUGCAUGGAGAACAUUUCUGAUGGGAGACAAGAAACAGCUGGGAUGUCUGAUAGUCGAGCACUGCGUUGCUGAUUUGCAAGAUAUUUCCAGCCUAGAAGAUAUUCACGAACAAGACUGUCAAGACUACUUGACCCCAUACAACUGAGGAGAUUCUCAAGUGGAGACUACUGGUAUGUCACCAAGAUGGCGCCUCCUUUAUCUGUGAUUUUGGGACUACUGUAUCAUAUGGCAAGACUGAUUUCAUUGACUCGAAAUGGAUUCUGUUGAUCAACUGCAUUUGUACUUGCCAUGUUUUUAUAAGAUUAAUUUCAUAUUUGGAAGCUGUAAAAUCUACAAGAAAUGCAGUGGAUAUUUAUGUCUUAAUUUCAAAAGUGUGUCACUGAAUAUUUGAAUCACUUUUCAAGGGGAGAUGCAUCUUGAACUCUGUGUUACUUGAAUCAUACAAAUAUUUUGUUGGAUUGCUGUGAAGGAUACAAAAAUAAAAUAUCAUUAAAUUAACUUCUUGCCUCAUCUGUGUUAACUUCUUUGGGAUAUUUCCCAAAUAUUAGUGCAUUUAUGUGUCUAGCUUUUACCCAUGAUGGAAUUAAUAACCCGAUUUUGGAUGCAAAAUGGGUACCCUUGAGUUAUUGACAUGUCAGUUAAUGUGACUUUAAGGUGUCCUGUUCAUGCUUCUAAGGAAAUGCUGUUUUCUUAUGAGUUAAAAUGAUGCAUAACUGCUCCUAAUGGGGAUCUAACAAAGGUAGCUUUUAAAUGACCUGAUUUAUGUGCAAAGUUUUUGAACUAAUCAGCUAUUUACUUUGCAGAUUCUUUAUUUUGUUGCAUAUUUUCAUGUAAACAUUAUUGGUGUAUUAUAAUGUAUUUGUGUCUCUACAAAGAAAACGGUUGCAUGUUUUGUUUUAUGUGAAGGAUGCAGACUGACUCCCUAUAACUGUAUUUUACUUGGUGUAUCAAAUGUUGAUGUGAAUGUAUGAAGCUGUUAUCUUUUUGAACUUCAUAAUGUGUAUUGGUGGUUUUGGGAUUGUCAUGUUUUGCUUUAACCAUAGUCUUGAGUGGUCAUGCUUUUACCUAAUAAGAUUAUCAAAGUGUAUUGAAUGCCAUGCAAGUUAUUUAAUACUCAGUAAUAUGUCAUUGAAGUAGCCCAUGAUGGCCCUUUUAUCACAUGAGUUGUUCAUUGCGAAACCAUUGACCAAGCCCAAUAAUUGUUUCAUUUGCAUGUAAACUGUACUUGAUCUCAAUCCUGUUGAAGUAUUAAGACAAAAACUGUUAUAACCAUUCGCUGCUUAGGUUUAUUUGGGGGUUCCUCCAUCUCUGAUAGGUUAAUAUUUGCUUACAAUGAGUCCAACCUUAUCUUGGCAUGGUCAUCCCUUGCCCUCUACCAGUGCUGCCCUAAUAUGAGACAAAGGGUCAUUGUUAAAGGCGUGUCUGUAAUAUUUGCCCUCAUUUAUUCAAGGACCUGUGAUGCUUUUCAAUGAUAGUGUAAAUAAACUAUUCCUUCUAAAGAUGACCUCACAACAGGCUUUGUUGUCUAAUUUAUAUUAUGAAUCUGAAAAACAAGAUGAGCACAAAGAGUUAAAUGGGGUUUGAAGGUGGCUAUCAUGGUGUCCAAUGCUCUUGUGUUGCUGUUUUAAAAUGGCUCCAGAACAAUCAUUUCCUGUCUUAACAGGAAGUCCAUUUUGCUCCAUGAUCACAAUUAUUUGCACAAACAUUGAAAAAAGGAAUACAUGUACUACUUUUUGGCUAUAAUGAUAGUUGAUGUUAAAUGGCAAGAUGUUUAGUUGAGGUUAAGUUGAUAUACGAGUUUGAAGACCACUUUAAUUUUUGUAAUUUUAGUUAAAAAAUCAAAGGGGUGGGUCUUUGGUACAUCACCUGAGUCCUGGGGUAAAUGGAAAGAGCGUCAGUCAAAGGCAGAGCUCUCAGAGCUGGGAAGGAGCUCUUGAUGGUGGCUGUGCCUUGGAGAGGAGUGCAUUGAGACUCGCUUAGCUUUUCUAACACUUUGUAUAACUUUCGGCAACUUUUGGGCCGCCCCAGGGGCCACUGAGUGACUUUAAUUUGCAAUAUUGUUAACUUUAGACAUCUCUUAUUUGUAAUAUUGCUAUAUUUAAGCGUUUUUGUUGUAUUUCUACGCCUUUAUCGCGGGGAGAAAUACAGUACAGUGCUUGUAUGUGCGGGUCGUUGUUUUCCCAGCACUAGCAGCCAUGGCGCACCUCCAUUUUUGUGCGCACUGGUAGGGCGCUUCUCGGACGCUUUUUAAUUAAUGAGUAGCAUUCCCGAUUACACUUUUUACUUAUUUUGAUCAAAUAUCAUAUUUAACGACGUAUUAAAAAGCAACAUGUUAACAUUUGUAAAACGUAUUAUGGAAUAAAAACCGAAUUGGCAGACUGGGAAGUAACACGAUUGACCAAAGUAUACAUGGAAUAGUAAAUACCAGGACAUAAGAGGAUCAUAAAACAAUAAACGUUUUUAGGAUUAAAAUCAUGAUGAAGAAUAAGAACAAAAAACACGAAGAGGACGGCGCAACCCAAAGCAAUGCAUCAAGCAAUUCUGCUUCUGAAGAGUCGAACCACUCUGGCUCUGAGUCGGGGAGCCAGUCUGAGAGUCAGCAAGGAAGUGGGCAUGGAAGAGAGAAAGGCAACGAUCAUGCCAGUGAAUUCAACAGCAGCUCCGAAUCUGAAAGCCAGUCUGAUUCAGAGUCCGAAUCAGUGGGAUCAAAAUCCCAGCAAAAUUCCUCAGAGGUCAAAGAUAAACCAGUCAGCAGGAAGGAUAGAUUAGCAGAUGUUAAGAAGAUGUGGGAAGAGCAUCCUGAUGUUUAUGGGGUCAGGCGGUCGAACCGGAGCAGACAAGAGCCUGCUCGUCUUAAUUUUGGAGCUCAGGGCAGCAGUGACUCUGAAAGUGAAAGUCCAAAAAGAGGACUAAGACAAAAGAAGAAAGAAAAUAUCUGGAAAGAUGAUGGCUCUAAUGAUGAAGACGACGACAAUGAUGAUGAUGAUGAUGAUGAUGAGGAUGAGGAGGAUGCCAGCAGUGCAGAGAGUGAGCAGGAAGAAAAGAAAGUUCGAUCACGACGACCCACAGCCAGAAGAACACAGACCAAAGCCACUGUCAAAAAACAAAAACCUCAGCGGAAACGGAAAAAACAAGACUCUUCAGACGAAGAUGACGAUGAUGAUGACGACGAUACCCCCAAGAGACAAACACGGCGUCAGGUUGCCAAAAAUGUCAGUUACAAGGAGGACGAGGAUGACUUUGAGACGGACUCAGACGACCUCAUCGAAAUGGCAGGGGAAGGAGCCGAAGAGCAGCAGGAUGACAGUGAGACCAUUGAAAAAGUGAUGGAUGUCAGGAUUGGAAAAAAAGGAGCCACUGGUGCUUCAAGCACUGUGUAUGCUGUAGAAGCCAACGGAGACCCCUGUGCAGACUUUGACCCGGAGAAGGAUGAGGGGGAAGUUCAGUACCUUAUAAAAUGGAAAGGCUGGUCCUAUAUCCACUGCACCUGGGAGAGCAUAGAAUCAUUGACACAGCAGAAAGUGAAGGGGCUAAAGAAGCAGGAGAAUUUUAAGAAGAAGAAUGACGAAAUAAAAUACUGGAUGUCCAAAGCAUCACCUGAAGAUGUAGAGUAUUAUAACUGCCAGCAAGAGCUGACCACUGACCUGAAUAAGCAGUAUCAGAUUGUUGAGAGAGUAAUAGCUGUGAAGACAGGAAAGUCAUCCCAAGGCCACUCUGACUUUCCCUCUCACAGUCACAAGACUUCCUCCAAUGAGCCAGAAUACCUGUGCAAAUGGAUGGGGCUUCCUUAUGCUGAGUGUAGCUGGGAAGAUGGAGCUCUGAUUGGAAAGAAAUUUCAGCACUGUAUAGACAGCUUCCAUAACAGAAACAACUCAAAAAACAUCCCUUUCAAAGACUGCAAAGUACUAAAACAGAGGCCAAGGUUUGUGACAUUGAAGAAGCAGCCAGCAUAUAUAGGGGGAGACAAUCUGGAGCUCAGAGAUUACCAGUUAGAUGGACUUAACUGGCUAGCGCAUUCCUGGUGCAGGUGUAAUAGUGUGAUCUUGGCUGAUGAAAUGGGCUUGGGGAAGACUAUUCAGACCAUCUCCUUUGCAUCCUACCUGUUCCAUCAGCACCAGCUGUAUGGACCCUUCCUGAUAGUGGUGCCUCUCUCAACCCUCACUUCCUGGCAGAGGGAGUUUGAAACGUGGGCACCUGAUAUGAACGUGGUGGUGUACCUCGGGGAUGUAAUGAGCAGAAAUACAAUUCGUGACUAUGAAUGGGUACAUUCUCAGACGAAAAGAAUUAAGUUCAACGCACUUUUAACCACAUAUGAAAUCCUAUUAAAAGACAAGGCAGUGCUGGGAAGUAUAAACUGGGCCUUCCUUGCAGUGGACGAAGCUCAUAGAUUGAAGAAUGAUGACUCGCUGCUGUACAAGACCCUGAUCGAUUUCAGGUCAAACCACCGUCUGCUCAUCACAGGGACACCCCUGCAGAACUCGCUCAAGGAACUGUGGUCACUGCUGCACUUUCUCAUGCCAGAGAAAUUUGAGUUCUGGGAGGAUUUCGAAGAGGAGCAUGGGAAAGGCAGAGACAAUGGGUACCAGAGCCUCCACAAAGUGCUGGAACCAUUCCUCCUGCGCAGAGUUAAGAAAGAUGUGGAGAAGUCCCUGCCUGCCAAAGUGGAACAGAUUCUCAGGGUGGAGAUGUCAGCCCAACAGAAGCAGUAUUACAAGUGGAUUUUGACAAGGAAUUACAGGGCUCUUUCCAAGGGGACAAGAGGAAGCACCUCAGGGUUCCUAAAUAUUGUCAUGGAGUUAAAGAAAUGCUGUAACCAUGGUUACCUGAUCAAACAACAGGAGGAGAAUGAGACCCAAAGCCAGUCAGAGCAUUUACAGAACUUGAUCCGAAGCAGUGGCAAGCUGGUCCUCCUUGACAAGCUCUUGACACGGUUGCGGGAGCGGGGGAACCGGGUUCUAAUCUUCUCUCAGAUGGUGCGGAUGCUGGACAUUAUUGCAGAGUACUUGGUCAUCAAGCACUAUCCUUUCCAGCGCUUGGAUGGCUCAAUAAAAGGAGAAAUAAGAAAACAAGCACUCGAUCACUUUAAUGCUGAAGGUUCUGAGGACUUCUGUUUCCUGCUGUCCACGCGAGCGGGCGGCUUGGGCAUUAAUCUCGCCUCGGCUGACACGGUGGUUAUCUUUGACUCUGACUGGAACCCCCAGAACGACCUGCAGGCACAGGCCAGGGCACACAGGAUUGGGCAGAAGAAGCAGGUAAACAUUUAUCGUCUGGUUACGAAAGGGACAGUAGAGGAAGAAAUUAUUGAACGAGCCAAGAAAAAGAUGGUUUUGGACCAUCUUGUGAUCCAGAGAAUGGACACUACUGGACGCACAGUAUUGGACAACAGCUCAGGAACCUCAAAUUCAAAUCCAUUCAACAAGGAGGAGCUGACUGCAAUCUUAAAGUUUGGAGCAGAGGACCUUUUCAAGGAAGCUGAAGGAGAAGAGUCUGAACCUCAGGAAUUGGACAUUGAUGAAAUUUUACGCCUGGCUGAAACCAGAGAAACUGAAUCGUCAGUGAGCGCCACUGAUGAACUGCUGUCUCAAUUCAAGGUAGCUAACUUCUCAACAAUGGAAGAAAGUGUGCCUGAGUUGGAGGAGAGGCACCCCAGGGACUGGGAUGACAUCAUCCCAGAGGAUCAGAGGAGGAAGAUAGAGGAGGAGGAGAAGCAAAGGGAAAUGGAGGACGUCUACAUGCUGCCGCGAAGCAGGAGCUCCAACAAAAAGGCUCAGGCAAAUGACAGCGACUCAGAUGUUGGUUCAAAGUUGAAGCGGCAGAGGUCAUCCGGGUCAGAAAGUGAAACGGACGACAGCGACGAUGACAAAAAGCCUAAGCGCAAGGGGAGACCUCGGACACGGAAAAACAACGUGGAAGGGUUCACCGACGCAGAGAUUCGCAGGUUUAUAAAGGCGUACAAAAAGUUUGGAGCCCCCCUUGAUAGGUUGGAAGCCAUUGCCCGGGAUGCUGAGCUGGUGGAUAAGUCUGUUGCGGACCUGAAGCGUUUGGGAGAGCUGAUUCACAGCAGCUGCAUAGCAGCGGUGCAAGAACAUGAGGAGCACUUGAAAGAAAACCCAAGCGAGGUUAAAGGACCAGGAAAACGCAGGGGUAUUACAAUCAAGAUUUCGGGUGUCCAGGUCAAUGCCAAAUCCAUUAUUCAGCAUGAGGAGGAGUUUGGGCCAUUUCAUAAAGCCAUACCUGUCGAUCUUGAAGAAAGGAAAAAGUUUCAAUUGACCUGUCGCGUGAAGGCAUCCCAUUUCGAUGUAGAGUGGGGCAUAGAGGAUGAUGCUCAAUUGUUGCUGGGGGUCUAUGAAUAUGGUUAUGGCAACUGGGAUUUAAUAAAAACUGACCCAGAUCUCACACUGGCCAGUAAGAUUCUUCCAGAUGACCCUGAAAAGAAGCCUCAAGCGAAACAGUUACAAUCAAGAGUUGAUUACCUCAUCAAGCUGCUAAAGAAGGAACUUGAAAACAAGGAUCCGCAAGGGGAAGAGACCAAAGUAAAGAGGAGGAAACCACGAGUGAAGAAGGAGAACAAGGCCCCGAAGGAUGAACACGGAAAUGACAUUUCAUCUCCUCGGCUUUCUGACAAUCCUUCUGAGGAAGGGGAGGUCAAGGAUGAUGGCACAGAAAAGAGUCCAACGAAGAAGAAAAAAAAGAAGGAUAAUAAAGAAAAUAAGGAGAAACAGGGAGCACCCAAGAAAGAUAAAGAUGGGGACAAGGAGAAAAAGAAGUCAAAACCGAAAAAAGAAAAGACCAAAUCUGCCGGUAAAGGGAAGAAGUCUCAAGGCCCUGUCCACAUUACUGCAGGGAGUGAGCCAGUCCCUAUUGGAGAGGAAGACGACGAACUCGACCAGGAGACAUUCAGUGUUUGCAAGGAGAGAAUGAGACCAGUGAAAAAGGCUCUGAAACAGCUGGAUAAACCUGAUGAAGGUCUGUCAGUUCAGGAGCAGCUCCAGCACACUCGCACCUGCUUGCUGAAGAUUGGAGACCGUAUCACAGAGUGCCUUAAAGCCUACACUGACACGGAGCAGGUCAAAACCUGGAGAAGGAACCUUUGGAUUUUUGUAUCUAAAUUUACAGAGUUUGAUGCCAGGAAACUUCACAAGCUGUAUAAGAUGGCACAGAAGAAACGAUCACAAGAAGAGGAGAAGGGACAUAAAAAGAAGGAGGACCCCUCUGGAAGUAAAAAGCCAUUCCUAACCGAGCCCUCUGGUUCCAGUCGAGAAUCCAUGGGCUCCCAGACACCCCAGAAACCACACUUGCCUCUCUCUCACCCCGCACAGCACCACAGGGACAACUACAGCCAACCAAACAAGAGACAUUUUAGUAAUGCAGAUCGAGGUGACUGGCCAAGAGAUCGCAAAUACAGUUAUCCAGGAAACAGUAAUCAGCCAUGGGCAGGUGACAGGCAUCACCAGUAUGACCAGCAUCGGUAUAAGGAGCACCAUUACAAUGACCGCCGACCUCAUGGUGAACCCUAUCGGAGUUCCAACAACUAUCGAUCAAGCGGCUCACCCCGCAAGCGGCAGUACGACCAGUACAGCAACGAUCGAGAGCACCGGAGAAGCAGGGACUAUUACGAGAGGCACCAAGAUCCCAAGCGGCGACGAGUAGAUGACUUCAGAUCACAAACCUACCACCAGGGUGGCAGUCAUCCACAGGACUUCAGGAGGAUGCCUGACCAUAGAUCCCAGAUUGGCAACCACAGCCAAGGGGCAUCCGAACAUCACCGGACAUUCCACCCAGAGAAACCUGGGAACUACAAACCCCCUUCUCUGGCAACUCCUGUCCUGAUGGACCCCCGUUCCCCUCAGUCUCAAAAAUCUCCUCAUGACUCCCGGUCCCCCUCUAGACAGGUCUCUGGAAUAUAAAACACUCCUGAUCUCAAAUGCAGUGCAAGACUAACUUGAGUAGGAGCUGGAAUAGGCCACUGGUAACUGAUACAUGCUGCUAAGUUAGAUGCCAAAAUGGCUCACCUUUUAUUGAAUGGCCUAAGACUUUCAGUUGCUGUUGGGUUGUCAGUUUAAUUUGCUGGCCAAUAUUGUUGAGAGUACAACAAGCAAAACCCCUUUACCUGUCAUUUUCUGGAAUAAGGUCAAACUAAUGUGUUGGGCACAGAUUAUAUUGAAGAAACACAGUUAUAAACAGCCUUUGCAUGAAAAAGCAAAAGUUGCUACUUUCACUAUAUGCAGGUACAUUUAUUUUAUUUUGCAGACGGUGGCAAGGUUUGAGAAGUUAGUCCCAUGGACUGCUAAUGAUACUGGGCCUAGGUCAAAAUAUGAAAGUGCCUAAAAUUCGUGGGUAUGAAAGUUAAAAGGACUGCAAAUGUACAUCAGUGAUGUCUGUUAAAACCAAUUCUUUAGGACAGAUGAAAUAUUUGGCAUUCUGAUGGAGUUGAGUUUUCCAAUUCGUAAUUACGAGGACCGGUUUGGAUGCGUUUGUAUGGCAGGUAGAACCUUUUUGAAAGUUUCACCAGCCUACACAUGUAGGUGGCCACGUCAAUGAGUUCAUGGCUUUGUUUACUGUGUAAUUUCAAGAAAUUGUACAAAGGACAAUAAUAUGUGCACAAAACACGUACAUAUAUAUUUUCAUAGAGGUCAAGUGCAAGGGUUCAUGGUAUUUCUUUUCUUUAUAAGCUCCUGUUUGCACCUUAUUUUGUUUUGCUUGGAAAGUAACUAAAGGUUGAAGGAUGCUACAGUUUCCAGCUGCACUGUCUGACCUUCUGUUUGUAGUUCUUGAUUCUUUGAGGUAUGUUAAAAGCUUUUUUUUUUUUUUGUUCUUCCUGACUCAAUUUCUUAAAUGCAUUUACAACAUUUUCCUUGACUUUAAGCUAUAGCUGAUUGCUCUAGUCAGUUAACAAUCAAGGAAAUGCCACCCACAAGGCUUGAUAUCAUGAAUUAAUUAAAUUGAGAUUCGUGAGCCUUUUUAUAUUAAAUAGGAAAAACAAUUGAGCCAGAAAAAGGGAGUCAUGCCUGUUAACUGAAAAUAAGCAUAGAUGAUUUAACCAUAGUUCAGGCUGAAGAUGACUUAUUUGUAGAACAAAUUGUUGUUUUGCAGAAAAGUAUUUUCCGUUUUAAUACACAGCUUGUAUACCCUGAUUGUUUCAUAUACAAGCUGUUUUAAGAGGAGCUUUUAUAAUCUCAUUUGAAAUGAGUUCAGCCCUGGUUUGUACACUAAGUCACUGAAUGAAUGGUAUGUUUACAGCUUGCCUUGCACUAAAGAAAACAGUAUUUAAGUAAAGAAUCCAUUCAUAUGUAGUAUUGUCUGAAUGUAUUGUAAGAUAAUGUCAUUAAAGUAAGAUUAAUAUGGUUGUGUCCAUAAGAGGCGGUUUUCUUAAGUAGAUGUCGAAAUUAUGCUGCUGUUAACAGCUCUGUCACAAUAUCAUUUAGCAAAUUAUUAUGCUAAUCUGGCUCUUCUUUCCUUGAAGUAUUAGGACAAAAGAUUUUUUUUGUAUUUAUUAUUUUUUUUUAUUAUUAUUUUUAAAUCCAGGUACAAGCUCUGUAAAGGACCCUGGAACGUGGUUAUGUACAAUGCAAAAUAGUGGUAUCGGCAACAUUUGUAAGUCCAAAUUCUGUGGUUUAAACUCUCAACCAUAAUACCAAAUUUUAUAUUUGAAUGUGAAUAAAAUAGCUGCUGUUACCCUAAGUACCAGUGCCAUAGACACACAGAACUGACCAGGUGAAGUGUUAACUGUAUUUGAAGUUGCAGUAUGCCUUUCCAGCUGUGCCUUGUAUCCUACUGACUUUGUAAGUGUAUUAACUAUUUGUGAUGAACAAGCUAGAUAGAAGGUGAAAAAGACUUGUGACUUGCCAAACUUUUUUAUUUAAUCCGUAAAGACUUUAAAAAUAAGCUAGUUCAUUAUAUAUAUAUGUGUGAAUAGGGACCAGUGUUUGGUCUGAAAUGGUGUUUUCACAUUCUCGAAUAAACUACAUUCUCAGUAAUAAAAAGUUGCAUUGGAGCAACAGGGACAUUACUGGGUUAAAUUUGCACCUUGAUAUAUUUAAACACACAUGUAAAACACAUCUUAAAUCUUCGCAGCACCAGCUUUUCCAAAUCCCACACAUUGAGGGUUAAACUUUUACAAAAAAAAGAAAUUGCAUUGCAGUAUAAGCAUACUACAACUUCUUAGCAGAAGUGAGAAAAUGUAAAGCUAUUGUUAGAGGUAAAGUCACUGUAAACAGAGCCUAUUUUCUUUUCCAAAAUCUUUCUUUAAAACACAAGUGAACUUAAAACUAGAUCAGUAAUUUAUAUUUGUGAGAAAGCCACUGUUUUAAUGUGUUUUGGUGUAAAUAUGUUAUUUAUAGUACUGUAUGUAUUAAAUUUUCUUACAUUGUAAA